UCGCAUUCACAUUUCUAUAUAUAGAGGCGCACAUACAUACAGAACGCCCCUACAUAUAUACAAGAGAAAAGCUUCGUCUAGACAGGGACAAGAGAACCAAUUGUCCUUCACUCUAUUUAUAAUCUAUAUAUCUUUUCCUUUUCUCUUAAAUUUUGGAUUUCAUUUCCUUUUCUCUGAAAUUUUGGAAAAAAAGUUUGGGAAUUUGAAGCGCGGGAUUGAUUUCUGAAUUGGGGAUUUCUCUGUCUGUUGUUUGAUUGCUGAGAGUGUGUGAGAAUGAGAUUGAAGGGCGAGAUUCACAAUCCUUGUUGCGACGAAGAAGAAGAGAAGGUGGCUGAGGAAAACGGCAGGGAAUUGAAUUCGAUUGUCGGCGUUGGGAUUUCUCCGCCUCCGAAACUCGUCGUUGGCUAUGCCUUGACCUCCAAGAAGAAGAAGAGCUUCUUGCAGCCCAAACUUCUUGGCUUGGCGCGGAAUAUGGGAAUAUUCUUCAUUGCAAUUGAUCUAAACAGGCCACUUUCAGAUCAAGGCCCCUUUGAUGUUGUUUUGCAUAAGUUGGCAGGAAAAGAGUGGUCCGAGAUUAUUGAGGAUUACAGACAAAAACAUCCAGAAGUAACUGUCCUUGAUCCACCAAAUGCAGUACAACAUCUACACAGCCGCCAGUCCAUGCUUCAGGGUGUGGCAGAUCUGAAUUUGUCCGACUGCCAUGGCAGGGUUGUUGUUCCAAAGCAGUUGAUUGUUACAAAAGAUCCAUUAUCUAUUCCUAAUGAAGUUGAUAAAGCUGGGCUCAAAUUGCCGCUGGUUGCUAAACCGCUACUUGUGGAUGGUAGUGCCAAGUCACAUGAACUAUUUCUUGCUUACGACCAAUGCUCACUCUCAGAACUUGAACCUCCGUUGGUUCUGCAGGAGUUUGUAAAUCAUGGUGGUGUUCUCUUUAAAGUUUAUAUUGUUGGGGAAGCCAUAAAGGUUGUCAGGCGUUUCUCUCUUCCUAAUAUCAGUAAACGUGAACUAGAAAAACUUGCUGGUGUGUUCCGUUUCCCCAGGGUUUCAUGUGCUGCAGCUUCAGCAGAUGAUGCAGACCUGGACCCCAGCAUUGCUGAACUUCCUGAACGACCUUUGUUAGAGAACCUUGCAAGGCAGCUCCGCCAACGAUUGGGCCUCCGGUUAUUCAAUGUUGAUAUGAUCCGAGAGCACGGGACAAAGGAUGUCUUUUAUGUCAUUGACAUCAACUACUUUCCUGGUUACGGCAAAAUGCCAGACUAUGAACACAUAUUUACAGAUUUCCUGCUAAGCCUUGUUCAGAGCAAGCAUAAGAAGAGACCUGCUACUUAAUCAUUGCCACAACCCACUGUAUAUGAUGUUUCUUGCAAGCAGAUGUAGGCCUCCUUGGAACUUGAGGAACGGUCACACCCUGUUUUAACUUCUGUAAUUACCGAUUGGUACGAAAUUCCCUUUGCUUAAGUCUCUCCAAUGUACAGAAGGUUCUUGCUAGGCCUAUAAAAAUUCUACUACAUUGUGUUGUUUCUAGGCUGAAAAGUAGCAAAUGCCUCCUGUACGUGUAAACUUCCAUUUUAACAAAUGAAAUCAUCACCACCCAGUUCAUGUGGGGGCGUUUACAGAUUCUCUCUUCUCGUAAAGGGGUGCCACCCUUCCCCUCUCCGUUUUCACCAUUUUCAGUUGGCUUGUGUUUGUAGUUUUUGAGGAUGUAUUCAAUUAAGAUUUUAAAAGAGUUUUAUGUUAAUUGAUGGAAUCUUACAUAAAUUUUGAUAGAAACUACAUGUACAA
Molecule: messenger RNA, 1779 nt
Organism: Prunus persica (peach)
Lineage: Eukaryota; Viridiplantae; Streptophyta; Magnoliopsida; Rosales; Rosaceae
Product: inositol-tetrakisphosphate 1-kinase 3
Exons: 10
Coding region: 274-1326 (350 amino acids)
Biological process (GO): inositol trisphosphate metabolic process
Cellular component (GO): cytoplasm
Molecular function (GO): ATP binding; inositol-1,3,4-trisphosphate 5-kinase activity; magnesium ion binding
Source: RefSeq, a predicted model, not a curated record